Artibeus jamaicensis (Jamaican fruit-eating bat) is the source of this 3461-nucleotide messenger RNA. RefSeq names its product potassium voltage-gated channel subfamily C member 1-like. Gene Ontology annotation, cellular component: axon; neuronal cell body membrane; voltage-gated potassium channel complex. Bases 344 to 2053 code for a protein of 569 amino acids. Gene Ontology annotation, biological process: protein homooligomerization; potassium ion transmembrane transport. The transcript has 4 exons. Gene Ontology annotation, molecular function: protein binding; delayed rectifier potassium channel activity. The record is from RefSeq and is a predicted model, not a curated record. NCBI's taxonomy places the organism in Eukaryota, Metazoa, Chordata, Mammalia, Chiroptera, Phyllostomidae.
CUGGUCGUGUGAGGUGGCCUCUUGGCUGGAGCCUGACCACCUAACUUCCUGUUUUUCUUCCAGCUGCCUCCUCCCCUCCCUCCGCUCUGGGCUGGAACUAAGCUGGGGGAGGAAGGAGGAGCAGCAAAGUUGGCUAGGGUCUCUUGUCUGAUUCCCUGCAGGCUGGGGGCCAGGAAGGCCUCCCUAACCAAGCAGGCGGGAACACAUAUAGCCCUGAGUCGGAUUGUUGCCUCUCAGCACUUGCUCUUCUGGCCACAGCAGGAGCGGGAGGCUCCUGGAAAACCCCAGCUCCUCGCCAGCUCUUCCAUGAGCACACCCUGGUCCUGGGGCCUGAGAUCUCUCCAUGCAGGAGCAGUCAAGAACUCCAGAGGCGGCAGCAAUGAGGACUACACCACCCGCCCCACCACCUCCAGCCCCGCCGCCCAGCCAGCCGUUGGUUCCUUCACUACCAGUGUUUGUGGAUCAUGCGAAACAACCAAGCAAGGAACUCAUUAAGCCCAAAGCAAUUUUAGGGCGCCCAGUAGAGAGACCAACGGACUCUGCUGCUGCUGAUGCUGCUGGUGCUGCUGGUGCUGCUGGUGCUUUUGGUGCUGUUGGUGCUGUUGAUGCUGUUGGUGCUGUUGGUGCUGUUGGUGCUGCUGACGAGUGCCCGGGACCAGGUGCCAGGGGAGUUGCAGUCAAAAACCAUCGUUGUCAGCGGAUCCGAGCCAGCCGAGAAGCAGGCUCACAGUUUGCCAUGGAGGGCUUGGAUGAUAAACUGAUCCUGAACGUGGGGGGCAUGCGCCAUGAGACCUACAUCAGCACUGUGCGGGCCUUUCCAGGCACCCGUCUCUACAAGCUGACCGAACCACCCCCGCCUGGCACCCCAGCUGCUCAGGGUCCACCAGUUCGAGAGUUUUUCUUUGACCGAAAUCCCGAACUCUUUGGCUACGUGCUGGGCUACUACCGUACUCGGCAGCUGCACUGCCCUGCCAACGUUUGUCGGGAUGUCCUAGAGGAGGAGUUGGCUUACUGGGGCCUGGCAGAAGCGCCACUGGCACCUUGUUGCUGGCUCAAGCUCAGUGGCAAGGAGACCCGAACCCAGGACUUUCUGUCUUGGGAAGCCUGUGAGAAUGCCCACAUGGAUGAACGCCUUCUGCUGAACCCCAUCGAAGGCCAGGGACUGCGGAAUGCUUGGAAGCCAUGGCUCUGGGUGCUUCUUGACCAGCCCCAGUCUUCCCUAGGGGCCAAGUGCCUUUCCCUGAUCUCCACACUCUUUGCCGUGUGUGCUCUGGUCAUCUUCUUCCAGGAGACGGAGGUCCAGCUGGAUUACUUCUCUGCCAACUUCACUCCUAUGGGACAUGGGGUAGGGGUGGGGGAAAACCAUCGGCAGCAGCAGAACAAUGGUCUUGUUUACCGCCGUGCCCCCCACCUGCUCUACCUGGAACUGCUUUGUGCCCUUUGGUUUGGAACUGAGCUCUUUGCCCGGGCCAUUUCCUGCCCUGAUAAGGUGCGCUUCCUGUGUAGCCCUCUCAAUCUUGCUGACAUUUUCUGUCUGUUCCCUGUGCUGGUGGAAUUAGUGGUGGGUGACAAGGCUGAACAGCAACCACGUCUCAGCCUAACACUUGGGGCCAUUCGUUCUCUCUAUGUCCUCAAGCUGGUUCGUCUCUUGGGCUUCCUUGAAAAGUCCCUGGCCAUGAGAGUCCUGGUCCACACCCUUCAUUCUUCUUGGAAGGAGGUGUGUGCCUUUCUCCUGAUUUGGGUGGCUGAGAUCUUAUUCUUUGGCUUGCUCUUCCUCUAUGGAGAGCUUUUGGGCAUGUCCACCCCAGGUCAGGGUGAGCCCCACUUUGGAGACAUCUUUACAUGUCUCUGGUGGACUGUCAUAACUCUUACCACUGUUGGGUAUGGAGAUGUCUACCCCCUCUCUGCUCUGGGCCAGCUCACUGCUGCUGUCACAGCCACUGUGGGCAUGUGCACUGGUGUCUUGCUGGUUCCUGUGCUCCUGGUCCGUUUCCAGCGCUAUUAUGCUGUAGCCCUGGCCCGCCAGAAACUGAGGCCUAGUGGGAUUCUGUGAUGGGCCCAUUGGUCAAAAGGUGGACCCCACCUUCCCUUCCUUCCUCUUGCCAGUUUUUGGUUACAGAUAAGGAUUUCUGGCCUUAGAUUUGGCACAGAAUUUUUGAAGAGUAAUCCCAGGUCAUGGCAAUCUCUGCUAGUUAGUAUUAGCUAGCCAUGGCCUGAAGGGUAGACUCUACCACCCCACCCCCACCAUUAUCAGGGAUGGGUGGGAGCCUGAAGGAAAAAAGGGUUAGGGGAAGGCCAGCUAGGCCUCAGCUUCUCUCUGCUCCACCCUAGGCCUUUCUCUUAAUCCUGAAGUGACCAGGAAUGGUAGAGUAUAGUUCUUCCUGAAUUCCUGGAUUGGUGCUAAAUCCCCCUCUCAACCAGUUCUCCCCUCCCAUCCCCUUAUUGAUGUUCCCCAUACCUUCAACUAGAUCAUAGUUUAGAUGGGGAACCUUUAGUGAUGGUAGUAGUGAGAUAUUAAUAUCAUUCACCCAUUGAUAGUGGAUAUCAAUGAUGAUUGGCUGUGGGUAUUGAUAGUAACUGUCUGUGAAUAUCUCACAACAACUGGUUAUGAAUAUUGAUGAUAAUCAGUACCAGCAAUGCCCAGGCAUAGCCAGAUUGUAGCAUUGGUCUCUAUUACUGGUCCUGGGACAAAUGCUCCUUAGAGCCAUAAGGAGGCCUUUGGAGAUUCUCAGAGACUAAACAGAGGCGGGUCAGCCAGGUCUGAACCCGGGAAAGCUCUCUAACUCCAUAACGUCCUCUUCAUCCCAUUGUAUCUCUCCCUACUCCUUCCCUCUUUUCCCAUCUCUGUGAUUUUUAAAAUAAUAUUUUAGAUAUAGUAUUAACCAUCAUUAACCACAAUAUAUUAGUCAAUAUUAACCACACUAUCUCAGCUACAAUAACACUAUAUAGUCACUAGUAGACAUGAAAUGUUAUUGCUACACAUUACAUGAACGGGAUUGAGGAAAUUGGAUUUGUUGGCAAGAGUAGGCAAGCAAUUUCCUCUUCCAUAUAUUUUUUAACAUUUGUUUGGAUAUACUCAUUUAUAAUUCUUUUUAAUUUUUUCCAAACACUUUUCAGUACCCACAACGGGUCUACCUCCAAUCCUAGCUGCUAUUGAAUAUUCCCACCUUUCCAUGUCUUCUUCUCCUGUCCUUCCUCCUUUUUCUACUGCCUGCCUGCUCUUCGCUCCUGGCGUCUCCUGUGGUGCCAACAACCAUAUACCUCUCCUGGAACUGGCUUCCAGGAGGGAGAGAAGGGACCUAUUCAGGUCUGACUUCAAGUGAAGCCACUGGGGUGUGUGAGGAAGUGCUCCAGGCAACUGGGCUGAGCAGGGAGGUAGAACUGAACUCUCACUGUUGCUGAAGCUGUGAGUAUAAUUCUGUUUACAAAACUUUUAAAUAAAGUAUCUUUUGAACUCUCCA